AUGCUGGAGACGAGCCAAUACAACAUGUCUCAAAACCUUUCACAAAACGACGUCGACAGGACGGGAUACCCGGAGAUGUGUGCUAAAGACAACAUCAUCCCCGCCCUUAUCGCAGCAGCAGCACAACAGUACGCUCCGAGCGCCUCGUCACCAUUAAACCCAACCUACUGCAGUGACAAGGAGCUUAGGAGACAGAACCGCCGUUCUACGAGACUCAGGCCGGUCAGGAGGAAGACCACCGAGACCCCCACGGAGCGACUUCUGCGUCGUAAGGCUGCCAUUGCGUAUGAGCGCUCGACAGCCUGCUCACCACCCCCCAAGGAAGCGAGCACGGUGAUCUGCACCAAGAUCUGCGAUUCAUCGGCAAAGGGGUCCAGCUUGGCCGUCACCACGGUGGAGACACCCCCGGAGACGCACACAGAGACCGGCACCAUGUUCCGGGUGGUCAAGGUCGGCGACGUUCGGCACGGCUGGCUUUCGGACGUGGAGAGGCAGGCGGCCAGUGACUUCUCCAUGCUCCAGCAGGAUUCAUCCGCCCGGCACCGGCUGCAAAUCGUCCUCAUCUUGAGCCUCUUGAGUGUCUGCUCAACGUUCCUCACCAUCGUCGGGUUCGAUUCACUAAGAGGUCACUACCUUGCUCGUCAGAUUUGA
Molecule: messenger RNA, 651 nt
Organism: Diaporthe citri
Lineage: Eukaryota; Fungi; Ascomycota; Sordariomycetes; Diaporthales; Diaporthaceae
Exons: 1
Coding region: 1-651 (216 amino acids)
Source: RefSeq, a predicted model, not a curated record